This is a messenger RNA of Archocentrus centrarchus (flier cichlid), 1877 nucleotides long. RefSeq names its product cytochrome P450 2K1-like. NCBI's taxonomy places the organism in Eukaryota, Metazoa, Chordata, Actinopteri, Cichliformes, Cichlidae. Gene Ontology annotation, biological process: xenobiotic metabolic process. Gene Ontology annotation, cellular component: cytoplasm; intracellular membrane-bounded organelle. Gene Ontology annotation, molecular function: iron ion binding; oxidoreductase activity, acting on paired donors, with incorporation or reduction of molecular oxygen, reduced flavin or flavoprotein as one donor, and incorporation of one atom of oxygen; heme binding. The transcript has 9 exons. The record is from RefSeq and is a predicted model, not a curated record. Bases 106 to 1578 code for a protein of 490 amino acids.
UUCUGUCACUGCAACUCCAGUACAAAUAACUUAGAGUACAUUUUGUUUUAAAGUCAUGGGGAUACUCGAUAUUUUUCUCCAGUGCUUCAGUUCUGCCUUCUUGUUAUGGGCUCUAACGGUCCUCCUGCUCAUCUACUUAAUCUCAUCUUCCAGUUUCAGUACCAAAAACAAUGGGAAGGAGCCUCCAGGACCCAGAUCAUUUCCCGUGCUUGGGAAUCUGCUGCAGCUGGACCUGAAAAAACCCUACCACACAUUACUGGAGGUGAGUUGUCCAAGAAAUAUGGAUCAGUUUUCACCAUCCAUCUUGGACCCCAAAAAGUGGUGGUCCUGGCAGGAUACAAGACAGUGAAGGAGGCACUGGGUACCUAUGAUGAUGUGUUUGGAGACAGAAAUCCAAUGCGAAUUGUGCAUGAAAUGGCCCAUGGACAUGGGGUUGUUUGGUCCAACGGCGAUUCAUGGAAAGAAAUGAGACGCUUCGCACUGACUAACCUGAGAGACUUUGGGAUGGGAAAGAGAGCGUGUGAGGACAAAAUAACUGAGGAAUGUCAACAUCUCAUUGAAGUUUUUAAGAAAUUUAAAGGAGAAGCUUUUGAUACAACCCAAAGCCUAAGCUACGCGGUCUCUAAUAUUAUCUGCUCCAUUGUCUAUGGCAGCAGAUUUGAAUACAAUGAUCCAGAGUUUACAUCUUCGGUAAAUCGAAUAAGCAGAGGUGGAAAGCUUUUGGGCUCUCCUUCAAUACAGCUCUACAACAUGUUUCCAUUGCUCUUCAAGUGGAUUCGUGACCGGAAGGAAUUGCUCCAAAUAUCUGUUAUCAAUGUGAAACAAAAUCUCGCCAUCUUCGAUCGUUUAAAAGAAACUCUGAAUCCACAGAUGUGCAGAGGCUUCGUGGACGCCUUUCUGGUCCACAAACAAAAUCUGGAGGAAUCUGGGACUACCAACAGUCACUUCCACACCGACAACCUAUUGAUGACAGUCAUACAGCUGUUUGCUGCCGGCACUGAAACAACAUCAACCACACUGAGAUGGGCGCUUCUGUUCAUGGCCAAGUAUCCAAAGAUACAGGAUGAGGUCCAAGAGGAGCUGAGGAGGGUCAUAGGAGAUCGACAGGUGCAGGUCGCUGACAGGAAAAACCUGCCCUUCACUGACGCCGUCAUCCACGAGACACAGAGACUGAGCAGCAUCGUCCCCACUGCCCUUCCUCACAAAACCACCCGAGACAUCACUUUUCAUGGUCACUUUAUUGAGAAGGGAACCACAGUGUUUCCUCUCUUGACAUCUGUCCUGCACGAUCCCGACGAGUGGGAGAGACCACACAGCUUUUAUCCUGCACACUUCCUGGACAAAGAGAAAAAGUUUGUCAAGCGCGACGCCUUCAUUCCAUUUUCUGCAGGUCGCAGGGUUUGUCUUGGAGAGGGUCUGGCCAGGAUGGAGCUCUUCCUGUUCUUCGCCACCCUCCUGCAGCAUUUUCGUUUCACUCCUGCACCUGAAGUUUCAGAGGAUGAAUUAGAUCUGACUCCGAGCGUGGGCCUCACUCUCAGCCCUUCACCUCACAGACUGUGUGCUGUUUCUUGUAUGUGAGGAAGAAGCAUCAUUUUAAAAACUAUCAGUCUUCUCUGAAUCAUGCUGCUAUUUGAGGGACACAUGAGAAUUUGUAGUGCAUUAUGGAGAAAAAAAAUGCAGUAGUUAAUGUCUUCUUUGCAAUAUUCAAUGUUUGCAAAGCCAGAACUGACCUCUGGGCUGAUUCUUUAGAUUUAAGUUCAAGCCAAUCACAUACCGUAUUUUUCGGACUAUACGUCGCUCCGGAGUAUAGGUCGCACCAGCCAAAAAAUGCAUAAUAAAGAAGAAAAAAACAUAUAUAGGUCGCACUGGACUAUAAG